AUGUCAUCACGUACAUCGUCCACCUGUAGUGGUGAUCCAGCUGAUGGCUAUCGUAUCAAUAGCAACGGUAGCAAUCCAAAUUACGCAGUGUUGGACGGAUUGUACGCCAUACAUGAUGAACUUGGAUCAGGUGGUUUUGGUAAAGUAAAAUUAGCAACGCAUUUGCUUACAUCACAAAAAGUUGCCAUCAAAAUCAUCGACAAGAAAGCAAUUGGUGAUGAUUUGCCACGUGUGAAAACCGAACUUGAAGCUCUGAAGACAUUAUCACAUCAGAAUAUAUGUCGAUUAUAUCAAUCCAUCGAAACCUCUGAAAAAUUCUUCAUCAUAAUGGAGGUGAUAUUCUGUCAUAAUGAAGGGGAAAUCAAUCCGUAUAUGAUUCAUGGUGCUCAACUUUUUAUUGCAAAUGUGCUAUUGCAGUUCUGCAGUGGCGGAGAGAUGUUCGAUUAUAUAGUGAAGAAGGAACGGUUGCAAGAAUCGGAAGCGAGACAUUUCUUCCGACAACUUGUGCAAGCCAUAGCAUAUGUUCAUCACAUGGGAUUUGCACAUCGUGAUCUCAAACCAGAAAACUUGUUGCUUACUGAAGAUUUGCAACUGAAAUUAAUUGACUUUGGACUUUGCGCGCGUCCUGAUAUGGGCCUGAACAGGCCGUUGGAUACCUGUUGCGGUUCACCAGCUUAUGCAGCCCCUGAACUGAUACAGGGGUCCGCAUAUCUCGGCAAUGAAGCAGACGUGUGGUCGAUGGGUGUUCUCCUAUACACACUCUUAUGUGGAUCGUUACCAUUCGAAGAUGACAACAUGCAAACACUCUAUCGAAAAAUUUCCCGUGGUGUAUAUUAUGAGCCAGAUUAUUUGAGCUCGUCAAGUAAAGAUUUGUUGAAAGCAUUACUCCAAGUGAAUCCGAAAAAUCGUAUCAGCAUCGACGAACUGAUCCUACAUCCAUGGUUAAACAAGAAAUAUUCCCAGCCAUUGAGAUGGAAAUCUAUUUAUGAUCGUAAAAUCGUCGAUGAAGAAGUAUCACGUGAGCUGGCCACUCAUUUCGGUAAAUCGUUUCUCGAGAUGGAAUCUCUGAUCAAAGAGUGGCGUUUCGACUACUUAACAGCCACCUACUAUUUGCUGCUCAUGCAAAAAAGAAAAGGAAUGAAAUUUGCCCUACCAUCACCGCAACCAGUUGAUCGUGCGAGCGAUGUGGCCGGCGUGCUUCUGUCAUCACCAACGAUUCAUGCUUCAUUGGAAGUCGAUCUAAAUAAAUCAGGAUUGGAUGAGCAAGCAGACAAUGAGGAUAGAGAUAGAUAUGUGAACAACAGUGGUAUUGCCAUUAAUCAUCAUCAUUCAUCGGCAAAUGAUGACACAAAUUACGAGCUAUCCAACAAGAACAAAUACAUCGAUGAUUCUUCAUUCGUUAAACCAUUAUCUCCACUAGCACAUUAUGAUAAGAAUUUAUCAUAUGCGUGUGCAAUGCUGAAUAUGCCUUCAAUAUGUACGGGACGUUCGCCACAACAGCGUGCUGCUUGUAACUUGCGGUGUACGAAUCAUCCGGCAACUAACACGAACUUCACUCCACAUCAUCAUCCUAAUUACCUUCUGCCGGUCUUCGGAACUCCAGGUGGAGCUGGUGGUUUUGAUUCACAUUUAUACUAUCGAGUGAACGAUUCAGAUAAAGAAAAUUAUAAGUCAGCAACUGUUCGAAUAAGAGGGCCUGUUAAGUUGUAUGAUGAAGGAAGACCAAAAAGUGGUAUGUUCUCAACUCCAUUGAAGAUGACAGUGCAAGGAUUUUGUGGUUCCCCAAAACCAAGCAUAUUUAGGUCUCAUUCAAUGGAACGUCGUACGCCGCCAUCAACGCCUUCCUCGUCAGUUUCGUCAUCGUCACGCGAAUCAAAUAUAAAUCGGAUUCCGCGAUCAGCCAACAAGACACCACGUCUUCGUCAACGUGUAUUCGCAUCAUUAGAGAGACAAGCUGAUAAAAUGAUUAACCUUUUGACGCCGAAGAAAGUCAGAAAUACUGCACCCGAAAUCCUCAAACAUACCAAAACAAUGGUGAAUGUUUCAAUAACUUCAUCAAAAGAUCCUGAAUUGGUUCGUGCCGAACUUGUGCGUGUAUUUAUCGAACAGAAUAUCUCAGUGGAACAGCAUGGGUUUGUGACGAUCUACCUGUUGAAUUUUCUAUGGAAAAUUUCGGGGAAGAAGCGUGAUGAGUUCAAUCGGCUGAUGACAGUUGAGUUGGAAGUUGUGUUGAUUGAACUGGGCGAUAAGAAGCAGUUGGUUGGUGUUAAGCGGAAACGAUUAAGUGGUGACGCCUUCAUGUACAAGAAAGUUUGUGAGCAGGUGUUGCAGCUCGCUGGAUUGUAG
Anisakis simplex (herring worm) is the source of this 2346-nucleotide messenger RNA. NCBI's taxonomy places the organism in Eukaryota, Metazoa, Nematoda, Chromadorea, Rhabditida, Anisakidae. The record is from the annotation of a GenBank genome assembly.